Pediculus humanus corporis (human body louse) is the source of this 2286-nucleotide messenger RNA. RefSeq names its product pre-mRNA-splicing factor CWC22, putative. The record is from RefSeq and is a predicted model, not a curated record. Gene Ontology annotation, molecular function: protein binding; RNA binding. The transcript has 5 exons. Bases 1 to 2286 code for a protein of 761 amino acids. Gene Ontology annotation, biological process: mRNA splicing, via spliceosome. Lineage: Eukaryota; Metazoa; Arthropoda; Insecta; Psocodea; Pediculidae. Gene Ontology annotation, cellular component: catalytic step 2 spliceosome.
AUGAUAGAAAUGGGUAGUAAAAGUGAUGAGAAAAACGAAGAAGAAAAAGUGAUUGAAAAAUACAAGUCAGAUAAAAAGAAAGAAAGGAAAAAAAGAUCAAGGAGUAGAAAACGUGAGAGGUCAAGAAGUAGAAAUAGAAGCAGAAACAGGAGCAGGAAUAGAAGUAGAAAUAGGAGCAGAAAUAGAAGUAGAAGUAAAAGUGAGGAUAAAUAUGUCAAUUCUAAAAGUAAAGAUAGUAAUUAUAAAUAUCACAGCUCGCGAGAGAGUCAUAAAAGAGUAGAUAAAUAUGAUAGAAGGAAUAGAGAAAGGAUUGGUAAAAAUUAUUGGAAUGAAAAUCGUGAUUUACCAUAUAGAAGAAACAGCGACAGGUACUGGAAUAAAUAUUCAAGAGGUGAAGAACAAAUAGUAGGUUCUAGGUAUUAUGAUAGGUCUCCACCGAGAAAACGAAACAGAUCUUCCUCGUCUGAUGAGGCGGUUAAGAAACAAGAAGUGAAAAUUCCAGAGGAUAACAAAAAUAGUGAAAAUAAAAAUGAUAAUGACAAAGAGAAUAAUGAAGAAUCUGAAGUCAAGAGUAAUCAACCUCCUAAAAAACCUGUUAAUCCCAUCACUUCUCGAACAGGAGGUGCUUAUAUCCCACCGGCCAAAUUAAAAAUGAUGCAAGCUUCCAUAACUGAUAAAUCGAGCGCUGAAUAUCAGAGAAUCGCUUGGGAAGCUUUAAAAAAAUCAAUUCAUGGUUUAAUUAAUAAAGUUAACACAAGUAACAUAGCAGAAAUCAUAAAAGAAUUAUUAAAAGAAAAUAUCGUUAGAGGUAGAGGAUUAUUAUGUAAAUCCAUAGUACAAGCACAGGCUUUGUCUCCUACGUUCACACACGUCUAUGCAGCCCUGGUUGCUUUGAUCAACAGCAGAUUUCCAAACAUUGGUGAAUUAUUAGUUAGAAGACUUGUCCUUCAAUUUAAAAGAGGAUUUAAAAGAAAUGAUAAAUCAAUUUGUGUAUCAUCGACAAGUUUCAUAGCACAUUUAGUCAAUCAGAGAGUGGUACAUGAAAUCAUAGCAUUAGAAAUAUUAACUUUAUUAGUUGAAAAUCCCACUGAUCAUUCAAUAGAAAUAGCCAUAUCAUUUUUAAAAGAAUGCGGUAUGAGGCUGACCGAAGUUUCGAGUAAAGGUGUUGAAGCCAUUUUUCAAAUGCUUAGAAAUAUACUUCACGAAGGAAAAUUAGACAAAAGAGUUGAUUACAUGAUAGAAGUUAUACUGCAAAUAAGAAAAGAUAAUUUUAAAGAUUAUGAAGCCAUUAUUGAAAGUUUGGAUCUUGUCGAAGAAGAGGAUCAGUUUACGCACAUAAUAACAUUGGAAGAUGCCACAAAUGCUGAAGACAUACUCAAUGUUUUUAAAUUCGAUUCGCAAUACAUUGAAAAUGAAGAAAAAUACAAAACUCUUAGCAAAGAAAUGCUUGGUGAAAGUGACGAUUCUGAUAAUGAAUCAGAAAAUAGUAACGAUGAUGAUAGCAGCGAUGAAGACAGCGAAGAAGAAGAAGAAGAAAAUGAAGAUGGUGAGAAAAAUGAAGUCAUCAUAGAUAGAACCGAAACGAAUUUGGUUUCGCUCAGGAGAACAAUUUACUUGACGAUAUAUUCGAGUUUGGACUAUGAGGAAUGCGCGCACAAACUCAUGAGAAUGGAAUUGAAACCUGGACAAGAGGAAGAGCUUUGCAACAUGAUUUUGGAUUGUUGUUGCGAAAUGAGAACCUAUGAGAAAUUUUUCGGAUUGCUUGCUCAAAGGUUUUGUAAAAUAAACAAGAUUUACGUUCCGCCAUUUGAAAACAUGUUUAAAGAUUCAUAUGAUACAGUGUAUAGAUUGAAACCCAAUCAAUUGAGAAACGUGGCAAAAUUUUUUGCCCACUUGUUAUUCACCGAUGCUAUUUCUUGGGAAGUUUUAAAUUGCAUACGUUUGAACGAGGAGGACACGACGAGUUCGGGAAGGAUAUUUAUAAAAAUCGUUUUUCAAGAAUUAUCCGAACACAUGGGAUUGUCGAAAUUAAACGAAAGAGUCAAAGACGUGACUUUACAAAAUGCAUUUGCCGGACUGUUCCCGAGGGAUAAUCCUAAAAAUACAAGAUUUGCUAUUAAUUUUUUCACAUCCAUAGGUUUGGGUGGACUCACGGAUGACCUUCGAGAACAUUUAAAGGGACAAGUAAAAGCGGAAGUUUUUGAAGUUCAACCUGUUGCUGCUGUAUCGUCAUCGGGCGAAUCAUCGAGUUCUGUGACGACUUCCGGUGAGAAAGAAAAUAUUUAA